Messenger RNA from Scylla paramamosain (green mud crab), 1225 nucleotides. RefSeq lists its product as uncharacterized. Gene Ontology annotation, biological process: mitochondrial translation. Gene Ontology annotation, molecular function: structural constituent of ribosome. The record is from RefSeq and is a predicted model, not a curated record. Lineage: Eukaryota; Metazoa; Arthropoda; Malacostraca; Decapoda; Portunidae. Gene Ontology annotation, cellular component: mitochondrion; mitochondrial small ribosomal subunit. The coding region runs from base 560 to 1126 and encodes 188 amino acids. The transcript is spliced from 5 exons.
CCAAAACCAUAGAUGCGAGAAACGUCCCGAGUGUUAGAUGGCGCUCUCUUACCAGCCAGCAUCCGUCUGGACCACACGACUCACGGCUCGCAUAUCCCGCCUGCGUCUGUCCCCUGUUCCUCACUGUCCCUAGUGCCGAAUUGUCCCAUAGUGCCCACGCCUCCAUGCCCAUCGUGUUGCGCCACCCACUCACCUCCUACUUGCUAGACGUACUCUAAGCCCGGUGGCGCCGACUUAACUACGAUAGCGUCUGCGUUUGUAUUACCCUAACAAGCAGCGGCGUAAACUGCUAUAGCGGUGCCGCUCGUUAACCCCCUAACAGCAAUAAAGAAGUCACCUCGCUUGCGCCUCCCUCAGGGCCUGCACGCCUGCCGCCACCUCAUUGCGUCCGCAAGGCUCACACACCCACUGCCCUGAAGGAAUAAGAAACAUCCUUUAGUGGUGGGGAAAAUAAGGGUCUGGAACACUGAGGUAUGCAAAGGAAGGAACAGUGACUGGAAAAGUUAUUUAAAUGGUUCAAAGAAGGUCAUUUUGAAGAGGUCAGCAGAAGGUCACCAGAAUGCCGUACAAGCUGGUGGGCAGGACAACGCUCUUCAGAGGGAAGAGGUUAUGGGAGAUCAUUGGUCACCUCAAGAACUUUGGGGAGGGGCGCAUGGUGGUGAGGAGCACGUUUGAGAAGUACCCGGAGCCCACCUUCUACAGGAUAGUGCUGGCCCGGCCCGAGAUGGACACCGGCCGUCCACACAUGGAUGAAGACAACAUGAAGGGGGAGGUACUGGUGGAGAAGGUGUUCCGUGGAAUGCACUAUGGGGUGAUCAACAUGUCCAAGGUGGCGUACAAGCCGGACUUCAGGCUGGUCCACAGACACGAGGAGGCGCGGUACAUCGAGGCCUUCAGGAACCACAAGCCAGCUGACGUAGAUAUCGUGUCCCCUGUGAUGGACAUGCCGCCUUUUCUGAAGAUGGUGGCUGAGAGGGAUGGACAUGCGGCGAGGGAGCUCAAGUUGAAGAUUGGCUCCAAGAUCAAGGGGUGCCGGGUGGCCGAGGAGGGUGAGGUGCCCACCAAGAAGUUUGCAUCUGGUCUGGGGACGCCGGCAAGUCCUGAACUGUACGAAGGAGUGAUUUGAGGCAUCUUGUUGAAUAUUCCUAGUCUCUGUGUUUGUAUAUAAUGUUUUUUGUACUAUCUUAAUGCUGUAGAGAAAAGGAUUGAUAAAGAGUUGUGUGUA